CAUUAUCGUCUUACCGCAAAUUUCCUUACCGCAAAUUGUCCCAAGAAAUUCUUAGUUCUUAUUUUGUGCCUCGUAUGUAUAAGUUGUAUGGGUCGUAUUCCACUGUUGUCUGUUGAUAUCUUAUUUUAUACCAAACACUAUCGCCUUGCACACUCAGCAAUAAAUAUAGACCUCCCUAUUCGUUUAUUUAUUUGCUUCAUCCCUAGAUGGCACUAACUUACGUUAAAACAAAACGUCAUUUCUAUGUUGCCAUGCUAAUGACGCUUUCGAAACACGAAUUUUUCGCCAACUGUUUUCAGUUGAACGUUCCAAUGUGACAGCGUAUAUACACUGCUAAAAUAGUGUUUUAAAUUUGCCCCUGGGCAAAAAAUGCACAGUUUCGAUAACAGCGAGCCUGGGCGAACAACCGUAAACAAAAAAUUAGGAAACAAAGACAACGAAGUGGUGAAACUUAUAAAAAAUCAAAGUCACGAUGACGCAUUUUUGGAUUUGUGCAACCGAGGCAUUCAGAUAUUGCCCGAUCAACUCUAUACGUUACCCCAUAUACAGCACUUGUACCUGGAAGGAAAUCAAAUCAGUCAGCUGCCCAACAACUUUUUUGAUCGACUCCCAACUUUACAGUGGUUAGACUUGAGAAAUAACCAACUAAAAGCAAUCCCUGUGUCAAUUGGAAGGCACCAAUCAAUCAAAAAGCUGCUUCUUGAAGGAAAUUGCUUGACACACUUACCUUUACAAAUGGGGUUAACAAAGACCUUAACUGGCCUUAAUUUGCGUGGAAAUCCCCUGGUAGUUCCCCCACAGCACAUUACUGACCAAGGUGUUUACGUCAUUCUAUCAUAUUUGUGGCAGGAGCUACAGAAUAGAACCAAAACCCCAUAUGAUGAGGUUUCACCAGCUGUGGAGAAAUUGAGCAUUAUAGACGACGAGAGCAACAACUCCGAGGAAGAUGAAGAUAUGCUCACUGAUGCGGCAAUCUUCACUGGACGUAACAUCCCAUCUCCCUUGAGUGAUGACUUUGAAUUGGUGAGGCAUGGACCUACUCCUAUGUCAGCCUCACUCCACAAACCUGUAUCUUACCAAGAAUAUAAAGGAAGGUUUCAGGGCAACAGUUUAUUGGAAGGACUUCGUAACAAAUCCAGAAAUUCCCCGAAAGAAAUCUCGCUUGUUGACAUUCACCACAAGGAUGAUGUGAGAAAAGAUCAGCUUCGUCAGAUGCGGGAGAUGAAGCAGAUGAACGAAGAUCAAAGAAGAAAAGAUAAAACAGUUUUGUCAAACUGGAGACAUGAAACCAGAAGAAGGCAACGCCAAUCGCGAUCAAAAACUGCUGAUGUUUCAAUAAGACCUCCCCCUUUUGCAUCCGAUGAACAGCUUGUAAUACACAGUGAUGUGAGGGAAGAAAAAGUUGAAACUGUUCUACCUGGAGAACAUAAGUUAAGAGUUAAACACACAGUGCCCAUAAAGCGUAGUCACAUGAUAGUUGAGAUACCUAAUGCAAUGAAUGAGGUGAAUCAAACAGAAUCAGUUGAUGAGGAAAAGAAAGAAGAUAAAAAUGAACCUUUUGUUGGAAAGAUGUCAAGGCCUAAUAGUGUUGCCAGGAGUCGUACAAAUGAUGAGAUAAUGCAAAGAAUGAAACAGCAUUCCUCUCAACUUCAUAAACAGUUUAAGAAGCAAAGAAAAGAAGUUUCUUCCACUGCUCCGAGUAAAGAGCUUCAGCGUGAACUACUUGAUAGAAAGAUGUCAAAAGAUCCCCAACUUGAAUAUCGGUUUCGUGCAUUCACUGGCGACACAGCGUCAGCUCAUAGCAGCUCAAAUAAAACAACUUCUAUGUAAUUGUUUAGUUUAUAACUAAUUUCAUAACUCUUUUUCUCGGUUAUGAAUCUGUUAUUGGAAAUUUGACAGCAUUUGUUAACUUAGCAAGCAUUAUUAAAAUGUGAUCAACCAAUUAAAGGGUGUUCAUAAGUUACCAGUUUUAAAACUGUGUAUAAGCAUUCUUAAAGUGAUAUGAUGUCUCACUUCUUUGAAAUCCUCCAUGAUAACACUGUGUAUAUUUUGAUUGUGUACAGAACUGAAAAAGCUUCUAUUUGCGGUCCAAAAUUUUUGCCUAAAGCAAUACUAGCCAAUCUAGAUUUAAUUUUACAUUAUAUAAAUUAACUUUUAAGCUGUACAGAUAUCCUGUGCAAUUGUUUUGUGGUAAAAUAUGAAAGUUAUAUGUAACAUAAAACUGAAAUUAAUGUAUUGUAUGUAAGUGUGCAUUGUGUUGUAUAUCUUGUUGUCUUUUAUAAUAAUAACUACAAAAAA
Messenger RNA from Ciona intestinalis (vase tunicate), 2298 nucleotides. RefSeq lists its product as uncharacterized. Gene Ontology annotation, cellular component: cytoplasm. NCBI's taxonomy places the organism in Eukaryota, Metazoa, Chordata, Ascidiacea, Phlebobranchia, Cionidae. The record is from RefSeq and is a predicted model, not a curated record. Gene Ontology annotation, molecular function: protein binding.